Messenger RNA from Puma concolor (puma), 1008 nucleotides. RefSeq names its product mitochondrial ribosomal protein L50 (gene MRPL50). Gene Ontology annotation, cellular component: mitochondrion; mitochondrial large ribosomal subunit. Lineage: Eukaryota; Metazoa; Chordata; Mammalia; Carnivora; Felidae. The record is from RefSeq and is a predicted model, not a curated record.
AGCUCUCCUCCGAGAUGGCGGCGCUGUCAGUGUCUGGCGUUACCAGAAGAGGCCUGACGUGGAUAGUCUUAGGGGCACCACGCAGAGAAUUUUGGUCUCGAUUCAGAAAAGAGAAAAAGCUAGUGGUGGCUGAGACAGUAGAAGAAGUGAAGAAAGAGCCUGUUUUGGUGUGUCCACCCUUAAGAAGCCGAACAUACAUACCACCUGAAGAUCUCCAGAGUCGUUUGGAAUCUUGUGUCAAAGAAAUUUUUGGUUCCUCUGUUGGUAAUAGUUGGCAGGAUGUGUCCCUGGAAGAUGACCUUCUGAAGUUCAGUUUCUUGGCACGUUUAGCUGAUGACUUGGGCCAUGCAGUGCCCAACUCCAGGCUUCACCAGAUGUGCAGGGUCAGAGAUGUUCUUGAUUUCUAUAAUGUGCCUAUUAGGGAUCAAUCUAAAUUUGAUGAACUUACUGCUAGUAAUCUGCCUCCCAAUGUAAAAAUCACUUGGGGUUACUGAGCAGAAGAGGAGCUCAUUAAGAUCAUUUUGUCCUGAGCAAGGGGGCUGGUUAUUAAUUAGACUUUUGAUACGUUACCAUGUGAAAUGCUAUCAGAACUGUUCUCUAAACCCACUUUUUCUGUGGAAGGAUGAAUUAUCUCUUUUUCUCAUCAUGAAUUAACAAGAUUUUCUUUUUUCACGUUUGCUGGAACUUUGUUUUUUUAAUGGAAUCAAGUCUUUAAUCAUGUAUGAAAAUUUCCUUCUUUGGAGGACACUGUAAUUAAACUUGGGUUUAAGAUACAAGGCUAUUAUAUGUUCACACAUGGUCUUUAUUUUUUACGCAUAAAUUAGUAGAUGCAAAAACAGGUUUUAAUCCUGUUAGGACUCUUAAACCUAAGGUGGUAUUAAUUAUGUAUAGUACAUAUACAAAUGAGGAAACGUAGAUAUGUAUAAAAGAAAUGUAAAAAUCUCUGUUGUAUAUUACAGCAAGUUGUUUCUUUCAUUGCUUUACUACAAGAGUAAAAAUAGUAGAAAA